UUUCUUUUCAAAACCUACGUUACCCACAAUACAACUCAGCCACUGGAGGCAAUUUAUCAGAUCACUAGCAGCCUCUUCUGGAGCCAGGAAAUACAGUCUGAUGCUUGAAAUUGGGAGGACUGAACACCACCAAACAACCAACAAAGAGCACUCUGUCGGUCCUGAGAGAGCGAUCGACUCGGCUGCGACGUCUUACUGACAAGUAUGGGACAGAACCAGGAUAAACUUGAAGGGGGAGAACAGGCUCUCAGUGGAGGAUCGGAGGAGGCGAGACCGAGCCCUGAGUCUGGAGGUGCAGGCAGUCAUACAGGUGAUGUCAUGGAGGGAGGAAGCUCCGGUGAGGAGGAGGCUGGUAACGGCAGGGAAAAUUCAGGGGAGCCAGACGCUCAUGAACUGGACGGGAGCCCCGGCUGGGAGCCAACAACACCUUCUAGCGAGAGGCAUAUAAAUUUGUGCGGGAGUUCUUCUGCUCAAAGGGAGGUGAGACAGGGAGGGGCUGCAGGAAAGGAGGGAGGAGGAGAAGGAGGCAGGACGGCUCGCCUGGUUCCACAGGAGACGGACGAGAAGCAAAUGAGUAGUGCGAGGGGUGAGCAGAGAACCAGAGCGUACAAGCUGCACAAUCAAGCAAAGAGGCAGCAGAAGAGGACUGAGAAGGAGUUUAACAAGAUGGAGUAUCAGGACGAGGGAACCGGCCCACGUGAGGAGACCCAGGAAGAAAACUUCUCAGCUGGAGUCUCGUAUGAAAGGUAUGGCCUUACUGUGACCUCAGAGGAUGCAAACUCACUUGGAGACACUGAAGAGGACCCUGUGAUGGUGAAAAUGAGAAGAUGUGGAGCUCAUGCUGGAAGUGAGUUUUUAAUGUCAGAUCAGAAUGAAACCAUCAUGGCUGAAGCUGCGGAUGAAGAUCUUAAGCUCUCUGCAGGAACAGUGGGCCGCUUGAGCGAGAGGAAGGGGCCGCCCUCGGCUCAACUCCAACAUCCUUUGAAAAACAGUCUGCAGAAAGAGUCUCUAUCAGACAUGAGUGAUACCAUUCAGUGCAGAGCUCCAAAAGAGAAAACAGAGAAUAACACAAAGGAGGAAAUGCUAACGUGUGAGGUGCAGCCAGUUUUUAAUGAAUACUCUUCGGCAAGACCAAAGGUCACUGACCCUGAGGAUCAGAGGGAGGCGGGGAGGCCUUAUCCACACAUACACAUGAAUGAAACAGACUCAAAUCCAGCCUCACCCAGUGAGCCCAGCUCUAUUCUGGAGAAGCUACUGAAGAGAAAUAGAAAGGAGAAGACCCCAGAAAUAGAUGACAAGGAUACCUCAGUUGGUAAUGCAAAGAGGAUCCCUGACACUGCAGCAACAGAGCUAUCUACUGAUGGAGUCGAUCAGUCAGAUGUAAAUACACCUCGAUCAGCAAGUGACAUGAAGGGGUUGAAAGAGAAACUUGCAGCGAAAGAUCAUCACAUUAAAGGCUCGGGCCUGAAGAAGACACCCUGUGCUGACACCUCAGAUGAUCUUCGCUCUCAGUCUGGAGUGAACAGAAAUACUACGUGUGAGAGCGCGCACACAAACUCACUUUAUGCCACAGCUGAUCGCCAGGGUUCAGAGAACAUCCACUCAACUGAUGCUUCAGUCAAGGAGGAGAAGCCAAAUAUAAGCCCCUAUACAAACAGGCCCUCAGACAACUUACAAUCAGCUGUUUCACAUGAAAGACCGUCAUGUGAUGCGAGUGGUGUGAUCGCUGAGGAAUCUGCACCUUCCUCACUGUCUGAUGCCAAGUCCCCACCCACAAACAAUGAUUGGCAAAUUGCGACAGACAAGACAGAGUCGACUACUGCAGGACCACAAGUAAAGAGUGACAGCGAGAGCAAAGCUGAGCCACUGUUCUCUGGAUCUGCAUGCUCGUCUGAUCGAUCAGUGAGAAGGAAGAAGGUGAAGGACUCCACCGAGGAGGCGGCUGCACCAGCUGUGGAUGCUGGGACAGCAGGCCUGAAGCAGGAUCCUCACAUGACACUUCACACUAAAAAUGUGGCAUCAGAGCAACCUUAUAAGAAACCUGUCAAAGAGAGCGACGACAGUGUCACAAUGAGAGAUAAAUCCCAAAGCACUCCCAAACCUCGGCCUGUCUCAGAGCUCAUAAAGGAAACAAUCCAACUGCAUGAAAAGCUGCAGCACCAAGACCGUCCAAAGUCAGUCGAAGUGAAGCCUGAUGAGCAGGGCCAGUCUGUGAAGGUGGCACAGAUGAAGGCGGCUUUCGACGCAGCUCAGAAAUCCCCAGACAGGGCCGUCGAGAGGAAGCCAUCCAUGAGAAAAGACCGUUGACCAAUGAAGUCUGCUUUCCUGGUCACUGAACCAUCAGAAUUUGGGCUGCUAGAUUCACCACAAACACUUGCAUCAA
Acanthopagrus latus (yellowfin seabream) is the source of this 2383-nucleotide messenger RNA. RefSeq lists its product as uncharacterized. Bases 205 to 2307 code for a protein of 700 amino acids. NCBI's taxonomy places the organism in Eukaryota, Metazoa, Chordata, Actinopteri, Spariformes, Sparidae. The transcript has 4 exons. The record is from RefSeq and is a predicted model, not a curated record.